AUGGAUGGCAGGAUUCCACAUCCCACUUUGAAGGGGCCGAGUGUUGUGAAGGAGAUAGUCAUUGGGAUGGCGCUCGGCUUGGUCGCAGGUGGCUUUUGGAAGAUGCAUCACUGGAAUGAGCAGAGGAAAGUAAGAGCGUUCUACGACAUGCUAGAAAAGGGUGAAAUCAGUGUUGUUGCUGAAGAAUAG
Linum tenue is the source of this 189-nucleotide messenger RNA. NCBI's taxonomy places the organism in Eukaryota, Viridiplantae, Streptophyta, Magnoliopsida, Malpighiales, Linaceae. The record is from the annotation of a GenBank genome assembly.